This is a messenger RNA of Rhagoletis zephyria (snowberry fruit fly), 3310 nucleotides long. RefSeq lists its product as uncharacterized. Lineage: Eukaryota; Metazoa; Arthropoda; Insecta; Diptera; Tephritidae. Gene Ontology annotation, molecular function: nucleic acid binding; zinc ion binding. The record is from RefSeq and is a predicted model, not a curated record.
CACAUGUACAAAUAUAUAUAUAUGUACACUUAUGUUUUGAAUUAUUAUAUAUAUGCGUAUGUAUGUACAUAAGCUUAUUGAAUUGCAUCUAUUCGGAUUAUACUAGUACGUAUGUAUGUAUCCACUAAUAUAUUUUGAAUUAUUACUUUGUAUGCACAGUAUAAGAAAUACCUACAACAUACAAUACCUACAUAAAAUGUAUAAAGCACAAACAAUUGUAAUGAGGAUAACUGUCUGCGGAUGGACAAACAUGGUAUAAAAGGAGCAGUGCUAACAAGCAUUGGGCAUUAGCUAGGCAUACGUGGCACGCGUCGCAACGUGGGUCACACGGGUAGUGGAAGAGGGAUCAACCUCCGAGACUAUUAUUGUAUAUUCGAAGUGGGCUUUAACCACUGAGACUGGUGCUAGCUGUAGGGUUUAAACCUACUCUAGUUCUAUACUUUAGAGAGUAGAUAUAGCGAGAGUAUAGCGAAUAAAGAGGCUGUAAACUAGAAGCGAGUGUGUUCUAAUUUCUUGAGGAGAUAGGGUGUUUACUCCUUACAGGACCCUGGACAACCGAGAGCUACGCCCAGCACUCAGGAAAGUCCGUUACAAAUGGCGCCCGAGCAGGGACUCUAAAGGAAACGAAACAUAAAGGAGAGUGCCGUGAAAAAAAAGUGAAGUGAAAAAAAAAAAGAGAGAACACAAGUGAUAGAGACACUGAGUUCAGCGACUACCCGAAAGACCCAAAUUUAAGAAGCAAUAAGGGCACAAGUGAGAGAGACACAAAGUGCAGUGACCACCCGAAGAACUACUAGUAGGCGGUCCAGUGAAGAAACAGUGUGAAAAAAAACAAUGGUGAAGAGAAAGUGGAUACAUUACCUCAACCGAGAGGAGCUGCUGACCUAUAUGGCAGAGUUCGGCCUCGAACAGACAGGAACAGUCGAAGAGCUGCGAAGACGUUUCUCUUCAUUUAUACAAGAAGAAAGUAACAACGAAGACUACCAAACGCGGUUCGAAGAGCUAGAAGCGAAACACUCGAAGCCUGCGCUGAAUGUUACCGCAGCAACACCAAGUGGAAGCCAGGGAGCCAGUGUCAUGCAGUCACCAAUGCCCGUUGACGCGUUUGAGACACCACAGCCAUACGCAACGUAUCCUACAACAUCGCUGGCAACCAUCAUGGACCGAGUCCGUAAGUGGGGUUUCAAAUACGACGGCGGCCGAGACCCGCUCAGCUUCAUCGAACGUGUAGAAGAAUUGGCGGAAGUAUACGAGGUGAAUCGUGACUUGUUACCGCGAGCGAUGCCAGAACUACUUAAGGAGAAGGCGUUGACAUGGUUCCGCAGUAAUAACCGGAAUUGGCGACAAUGGGAGGACUUCAAACGAGACUUUCUAAGGUUCUUCUUAAACUCUCGCUACCACGAAACCUUAGACGAUGAGAUCCGUCGUCGCGUCCAACAACCGAACGAGAAAUUUAAAGACUAUGUGUUGGCCCUUCAGAGUUUGAUGCGACACGCGAACUACACCUCAGAGCAGAAGCUGACGCGUAUCUACAGAAACUCUAGAAGCGAGUUCCAAUGGUACGUCAAACGAUCCGAGUUCACCACCCUAGAAGGGCUAGUGAGUUUGGCGGAAGAUAUGGAAAAUAUCCCCCCGGUGAGAGAGCCACAGAGAGCCGCAGCGCGAACCACUCCGCGGGUCACGGAGAGAUAUCAGCACAUGCGCGAACUGCCUAGGAGUGACGAGACGGCUAGAGCAGAGAGGACACAGCGCCGACCUGAACCACACAGCGGUGUGGCAACACCACAGACGGAGUACGUUAAUCCGUGGACUGCGUGUAGACAUUGCGGAGAAGAUGGCCAUUUUGCGAGAGAGUGCAGAGCUGCACGCCCAAACUAAAGAGUGUCCUAAGGCAGUCGGAUGGCCGAAUUAUGGCGGCGAUUAGAGUAAACGAGGUCGACGUAGUAGCUGCAGUUGAUACAGGCGCAACAAGAAGUUUCUUGAGCGAGGCCAUGUUUAAGAAACUGGAUGUGGGAGAGGUUAGGAAGGUGAACACGCGUGUGGUAAUGGGAGAUGGGAGAUCCAGAACGGUGCUGAAGGCUAUAACGGCGCAAGUGGAGCUGGCGAAUCAGGCGCAUGAAAGCGAUCUUUUGGUACUGCCUGGUUUGAUGGAUGACGUGGUGCUUGGAACCGAUUACCUGGCAAAAGCGGGGGUCCGAUUAUGUUGCGGAGACUUAGACGUGACACUCCGAGAAGAGAGCUGCGCACAAGGAGUAGAAACGUUCACGGCAAUACGCGAGGGAGGUGCAGAAAGGUCAGGUAAAUGCGAUGAACCCAAAUCAAACCCCAUAUCUACAGAAGCCACGACAACCGACGAAGCGAGGGAGUUCUUAAUGUCAGAGUUACGCAAAUUUGAGAAGAUGUCUGGAGUUUCAAAUAUUGCCACUCACCGGAUCGUCAUGAAGGAUGACCGGCCGAUCAAGCAGAGGUAUUGCCCGAAGAACCCGAAGAUGCAGGAAAUCAUCAACGCGGAAAUCGACGACCUUAUCGAGAAAGGGUGUAUUGAACCCUCACACAGCCCGCACAGCGCCCCAAUAGUGUUGGCGAAGAAGAAGACCGGCAAAUGGAGACUCUGCGUCGACUACCGACAGCUAAACGAGCGUUCAGUGCCCGACGCGUACCCCCUACCGAAGAUCCAACAUAUCCUUGAUCGACUACGAAGCGCGCGUUACAUUAGCAGCCUAGACCUGAAAAACGGUUACUGGCAAAUCCCAAUGGAAGAGCAGAGCAAGCAGUACACUGCUUUUACAGUGCCAGGGCGUGGCCUUUUUCAAUGGCGAGUAAUGCCGUUUGGGCUCCACUCCGCCCCCGCGACAUUCCAGCGUGCGUUAGACCAAGUUAUCGGUCCAGAGCUAGAGCCGUAUGCGUUUGCCUACCUGGAUGACAUUAUUGUCAUCAGUGCAACCCUGCAAGAGCACGUCCAACAUCUUUCGGAGGUCUUCCGACGGCUUAGGCAGGCGAAUCUUAGGAUCAACCCAGAAAAAUGCGAGUUUUUCAAGAAGCAGUUGAAGUAUCUGGGUCACGUCGUCAGCGAGAAGGGCAUUCACACCGAUCCUGAGAAGGUCGCGGCUAUCAAAGAGCUGACACCACCGACAAAUAUAAGGGAGUUACGCAGGUUCCUAGGGAUAGCUUCAUGGUACCGAAGAUUUGUCCCCGACUUUUCCAAAGUGGCGCAUGCGCUGACGUCCAUGCUAAAGAAGGGCCACAAGUGGAAAUGGAACGACGAGCAUCAGACAGCGUUCGAGGCGCUGAAGAAUGCGCUAACCGAGGC